AUGAUUCUGUGUCGUGCCGCGCGAAAACUACAAAUGACUGAACAAAUUUUGGGCAGCACUGAUGAUAUUAAAAAAGACCUCACAGCUGCAGAAAUCUCGGACAUAAUUGUGAAAGGUAUGAGUCGCCUUCAUGAUGAAACGACAGCCCUAGAACUAUUGGAUAUGGAAGCCAUCGAGAGACUGCUUGGCAAAACUGAUGAAAAUGGACACUGGGUUAUCGUAAGGGAGAAGGAUGAACGAGAGAGCCCCGCUGAAGGAAAAAUAACGAAGGGGAAUGGUGAUGAAAUGGAGAAUAUGUACAUCUUUGAAGGACGCGACUACAAACAAGAUGUUGCUGUUUUGCAAAAUAUUGUAGGCGAGGAGACAACAGAAGCAGAUGAUGAUAUUCGACGAAUUGCUCGAAACCAUCCGCCGUCGGGAGCAGUUGAAAGGCGAACGCGUAAACCGUUAUCCAAGGAAGAGAUUGAGGAGAGG
Messenger RNA from Gongylonema pulchrum, 474 nucleotides. Lineage: Eukaryota; Metazoa; Nematoda; Chromadorea; Rhabditida; Gongylonematidae. The record is from the annotation of a GenBank genome assembly.